Molecule: messenger RNA, 2181 nt
Organism: Danaus chrysippus (African queen)
Lineage: Eukaryota; Metazoa; Arthropoda; Insecta; Lepidoptera; Nymphalidae
Source: the annotation of a GenBank genome assembly
AUGCUGCGCCAGCCGCUGACUCGGGCGCUUGCGCUAUCUCCCAGCCGAGUAGCGCCCUUGGCUGCCCGUAAAUUUGCCGCACAAGCCGAUAAAGUUGAAGUGUUCAUAGAUGACAAGCCAGUGUAUGUACCACCAGGAACAACUGUUUUGCAGGCAGCAGCAGAAAUUGGUGUUGAAAUUCCUCGAUUCUGUUACCAUGAAAGACUCGCAGUUGCCGGAAACUGCAGGAUGUGUCUGGUUGAAGUAGAAAAGUCCCCAAAACCGGUUGCUGCAUGUGCUAUGCCAGUCAUGAAAGGUAUGAGAGUUAAAACCAACUCGGACUUGACAAGGAAGGCUAGGGAGGGUGUAAUGGAAUUCCUACUCGUAAAUCAUCCAUUGGAUUGUCCAAUAUGUGACCAGGGAGGUGAAUGUGACUUGCAGGAUCAGUCCAUGGCAUUUGGAUCAGAUAAAAGCAGAUUUACUGAUAUACAUUUCUCAGGAAAAAGGGCCGUUGAAGACAAGGAUGUUGGUCCAUUGAUAAAAACGAUCAUGACUAGAUGUAUACACUGCACUAGGUGUAUCAGAUUUGCUUCGGAAGUAGCUGGUGUUGAUGACUUUGGAACAACUGGUAGAGGAACUGAUAUGCAGGUCGGUACAUAUGUUGAGAAAAUGUUCCUCUCAGAAUUGUCUGGGAACAUCAUUGAUCUGUGUCCAGUUGGAGCCCUAACAUCCAAGCCAUAUAGCUUUGCGGCACGUCCUUGGGAAACUAGAAGGAUUGACUCCGUCGAUGUAUUGGAUCCUUUGGGAAGCAAUAUCGUUGUUGCAACGAGAACAAAUGAAGUUCUUCGUAUUUUGCCAAGAACUAAUGAGGAGAUCAACGAAGAAUGGUUGUCAGAUAAGUCUCGGUUCGCAUGUGACGGUUUGAAACGCCAGCGUCUUGUGACACCUAUGAUAGCUGACAGUCGCGGUAACCUGACACCCGUUGAAUGGGAGGAGGCAAUUGUAGCAGCCGCUACAGCUUUGAGAGACUGCCCUCCCGACAAGUUAUUAGUGGUGGGUGGAGAUUUAGCGGAUGCAGAGUCUUUGGUAGCUCUGAAAGACCUCGCCAACCGACUGGGCUCUGAAGCUGUAUGCACGGAACACUACUUCCCGCUAGAUGGCGCUGGAACUGAUCUACGUUCGAGUUACCUCCUCAACACUAAGAUUGCGAAUGUUGAAGAUGCGGACUUUGUCCUUCUGAUCGGUACGAACGUACGUUUCGAGGCUCCCCUAUUAAAUGCUCGCAUCCGCAAGGCAUUCAUCCACAAGGAGACGGAUGUAGCUCUCAUCGGACCCAAAGUCGAUCUAACAUAUGAAUAUACUCAUGUUGGAGAUUCAGCAUCUAUAGUGAAGGAUCUGGCAACGGGUACUUCAUCUCAUGAGGUCCUUAAGAGGCUAGAGAAUUCCAAGCGUCCAGUCGUGAUACUAGGAGCUGAUCAACUAAAGACCUCUGAAGGUCCGGCCCUAUUGGCAUACACUCAAGAACUGGCUCUUAGUCUACAAGAUAAGCUUGAGAAUAAAGAAUGGAAGGUGUUAAAUGUACUUCAGCGUACAGCGUCGCAGGUCGCUGCUAUGGACCUGGGCUAUAAGCCAGGUGUAGGUGAGAUGUUACAGAAGGGCCCUAAGGUAGUGUUCAUGUUGGGAGCGGACGCGGGCGUCAUCACACGGGAGAAUCUACCUAAGGAUUGUGUUGUUAUCUAUCAAGGUCAUCACGGCGACGCCGGGGCUUCAAUCGCUGACAUAGUGUUGGCGGGCGCCGCUUACACCGAAAAGAAUGGAACGUACGUGAACGCCGAGGGACGAGCGCAGCAGACACUGCCGGCCGUCACACCGCCGGGGAAGGCUCGAGAGGAUUGGAAGAUCAUUCGCGCCCUAUCGGAGGUAGUAGGAGCUCGUUUGCCUUACGAUAACUUAGAGGAAGUCCGCGCCCGCCUCGCCGAAGUUUGCCCGUCAAUGGUAUCGUAUGGAGACGUGCAGAAUAAUAACUACUUCGCACAGGCCAGGGCGCUCGCACAGAGCCUUCAGAAGCCGGUUUCCGGUACUUUGGACGUGCAACUGAAACAGUUAGAAGAUUUCUUCAUGACUGAUUCAAUCAGCCGCGCGUCUCCUACUAUGGCGAAGUGCGUUCAGGCCGUCAUCAAACAAAAACAAUCACCAUACUAG